Molecule: messenger RNA, 1815 nt
Organism: Zasmidium cellare ATCC 36951
Lineage: Eukaryota; Fungi; Ascomycota; Dothideomycetes; Mycosphaerellales; Mycosphaerellaceae
Product: glycoside hydrolase family 47 protein
Exons: 3
Coding region: 1-1815 (604 amino acids)
Biological process (GO): carbohydrate metabolic process; N-glycan processing
Cellular component (GO): endoplasmic reticulum; Golgi membrane
Molecular function (GO): mannosyl-oligosaccharide 1,2-alpha-mannosidase activity; calcium ion binding
Source: RefSeq, a predicted model, not a curated record
AUGUCCCCCCUUUUGCGAAGAUGGGCCAUUGGAACCAUCUUGGCCAUUGUCUUCUUUAUCGUUGCUUUUCACACGCUCGCUAGCAUUCACGGCCAUCACCACGGCCCUCACCGCCAACCGCAACCUAUCGAUCGAGUCUUACGCCCCGGCUGGUUCAAGCCUCGAUUCAGAUGGAGAGACGUUCCCCUUAGACAUCCCUUGGCCGAAUUUACCUCCCUACCCACUGGAGCACCGGUCUCGAUACCGAAAGUCCAGCAUGACUUUGAAGAGGAAAGCCCAAUGCACGCUAUCGAACGUCGAAAGAGGUUGCAGGCUGUCGAGGAGGCGUUCAAGCAUUCGUGGGAGGGAUACAAGAAGAACGCCUGGUUGCAAGAUGAGGUCUCCCCAAUUUCUGGGCUUUCGAGCAACCCGUUUGGAGGAUGGGGUGCAACACUGGUUGAUACUCUAGAUACCUUGUGGAUCAUGGGCAUGAAGGAGGAGUUCAAGUCUGCACUGGCAGGUCUCAAGUUGAUCGACUUUCAGACAACACAACUGAACGAGCUCAACGUUUUCGAGACAACGAUCCGAUACCUUGGAGGUUUACUGAGUGCGUACGAUGUCAGUGGUCAUCGGUAUGGAAUACUUCUCGAGAAGGCGAUUGGACUGGGCGACAUGCUGUACCACGCCUUCGACACACCCAACCACAUGCCAAUUGCUCGGUGGGAAUGGCAAAAGAGCGCCCUCGGAUACGAUCAGCAGGCCAGAAUUCAAUGCUUGGUCGCUGAGCUCGGGUCACUCACUUUGGAGUUUACACGCCUCUCCCAGUUGACAGGAGACCAUAAGUGGUACGACGCAAUUGCUCGCAUCACAGACGAGUUCGAACGGCAGCAGAAUAGGACGAAGCUUCCAGGACUCUGGCCCACCUUUGUCAAUCCCCAAGCCGCAGACUUCACACGAGACACCAGCUUCACCAUGGGCGGCAUGGCUGACUCCGUCUACGAGUAUCUUCCCAAACAGCAUCUGAUGCUCGGCGGCCAAACGGAGCAGUACAAGAACAUGUUCCAGAUCGCCCUCGCAUCAGCCAAAAAACAUAUCUUCUUCCGCCCCUUGACACCCGACAACCAAAAAGUGCUCCUCCCCGGAACGGUUCAGCGUCAGUCGCAUAAUAUCAUGAAACUGCAACCAAUGGGCGAGCACUUGGGAUGCUUCGCCGGCGGUAUGGUCGCCCUCGCUGCCAGAAUCUUCCGCGAAGAGCACGACCUCGAAACCGCCCGCGAACUCGUCGACGGCUGCCUCUGGGCCUACGAAAGCAUGCCCUCGCGCAUCAUGCCGGAAAUCUUCUUCGCCUUGCCUUGCGAGGACCGCGCACGCGAGAACUGCACCUGGAACGAGGAGCUCUGGCAGAAGAGCGUCGUGGAGAAAGCCAACCACGGCUACAUCCCCGAAGAAUACGCCGUCGAAGCACAAAACGUCAUCAAAAAGAAAAGUCUCGCCCCAGGCUUCACGGAAAUCACUGACGCGCGGUAUAUCCUUCGCCCGGAAGCCAUCGAGUCCGUUUUCGUGCUCUACCGCAUCACAGGCGACGAGUCGCUCCAGGACCGAGCGUGGGAUAUGUUCCAGUCCAUCACGAACGCCACCAAGACGGACAUCGCGUACGCCGCGCUCAAGGAUGUGAGGCAGUUGGAGCCUCAGCGGAGAUGGCUCGAUAAUAUGGAGUCUUUCUGGACGGCGGAGACUCUGAAGUACUUCUAUCUGAUCUUUAGCGAGCCGGAUGUCAUUAGUCUGGAUGAAUAUGUGCUGAAUACUGAGGCUCAUCCUCUGCUGAGGCCGAAAUGA